Molecule: messenger RNA, 1215 nt
Organism: Arctia plantaginis
Lineage: Eukaryota; Metazoa; Arthropoda; Insecta; Lepidoptera; Erebidae
Source: the annotation of a GenBank genome assembly
AUGGACGUUGAUUUCGGGAACGAGAGCGGGGGGUGGAACGCGACGGAGGAGGGGCCGAGUCAGAACUUGUACAAUUACUGGGCCUGGAGCAUCGUGGACGGAUCACUGAUGCUGCUUAUCGUCAGUGGAAAUACGCUCACGAUACUGGCUGUGACUUUGAGCAGGCGGUUGUCGUCGCUCGUAUCCAAUCAGUUCGUGUUGAAUCUGGCUAUAUCAGACCUUAUGGUGGGGUUGACGCUGCCCUAUCAUCUCGUCUUUUACUUAGAUGACGAAUUAGGCAAGAUAAAGUGGUGUUGCCUGAUGAGAUUCAUUCUGAUAAUACUGGCGUGUCUCGCUUCUAUAUACAAUAUCAUAGCGAUCGCUGUUGAUAGGUACAUUGCGAUAGUACACCCACUACACUACAGUCGGUACCUGACGAAACUGGUGACACGGUUGCUGAUGAGCGCCACGUGGACCGUCGCCGUCUGCAUCAGUUGCAUACCUAUAUUCUGGAACGACUGGCACGAAGGAGUAGCAUGCGAGAUGAAUUUGGUUGUGCCGAAGUCCUACACGACUAGUAUCCUGGCUCCGAUGUUCUCUCUGAUCUGGAUGGUGAUGUUUAUACUGUACUGGCGGAUAUGGCGGGAAGCGACCUGUCACGCCAGGCGCAUGAGAGCUAACACUUGCUGUCCUACAGGGGCUAAUGAUUGGAAGAGUAUACAGGUCGUACUUCUAGUGCUUGGAUCAUUUUCAAUAUGCUGGAUGCCGUUCGUGGUAGUGGCUUGUGCACAAACGCUGCCAAUCAUGCCGCUCCACAACCACAUUGCAUAUCGGCUGACAUCAUCACUAGCUAUGUCCAACUCCGGAAUAAACCCUCUAAUCUACGCGUGGAAGAAUGCCGGUUUCCGGGCGGCAUUCGCGAAGCUAUUACGGUGUAAAAGGCCUGACACGUCAGAGUAUCGGGGGUCUCCGGCUCCAGAGAGAAAACGUGGCUCUGUGGCGCUGCGUGAAGGAUCGAUAACGCGGUCCAGCGCUCCCAGUGCGCUGUCAAGCCUCGGUGGACGACCAGCUCGGUUGCUAUACACCGAGCGCGAGACAGACACAGCCCGAUGCCGCAUCAUAGAGAACGCCGGGUAUAUGGACGCAGAGUGCGGUGAUGCCAACCCGUCGUACGCGCCCGACGGGCCUACCCCCGUCCAUAGGCCUGCCGGGGCCACGCGCGCUGAAGUAGUGUAG